Corticium candelabrum is the source of this 1565-nucleotide messenger RNA. RefSeq lists its product as uncharacterized. The record is from RefSeq and is a predicted model, not a curated record. Lineage: Eukaryota; Metazoa; Porifera; Homoscleromorpha; Homosclerophorida; Plakinidae. Bases 924 to 1499 code for a protein of 191 amino acids. The transcript has 14 exons.
GCUAGCAGUCGGCCACGUUUUAAAAACGUCCUAUUUCUUCGUUCCAACAUUAUUGCGAUUUUCAUGUCUUGUAGUGCGCGACAAGCGGAGUGGUCUUCAAGACGUGGUUUGUAAUCCAUGGCCAAGUAGAGAUUUGUAGUAACCAAUCUUUUGUAUACGUUUUAUGAUGAUACUGCAGAUUCGGAGAAAGUGUGCUUUGUCGUGUAGUGGUGCGAUGAGCCGGGCCACUACACCGUCGUUCCUAGAAAGAAGAUCGAGAGCAAACCACCAUUUCUGGUUGGGGGCAGCGUGUGUGUAAAAGGCGACAGGUUCACGUGGGCAGAGUGUGAAGUACGAUGGCAAGAUACUGUCCAAAGGAUGCAAGGCAGCCAUGGAGAGUACACUAGCUCGCCUGGUUGAAAACUCUACAACUAAUGUGAGCCAGCUAGAAAUGAGCCAGCGAGAGGCAGCUACUGAUUGUGUAGACAGAGAGUCUAUCUGGCAAAGAACCUCGUCAACGUCAUUCAAAAAAGAAAUGUGUGAAAAGGAAUGCUGAAGAAAAGUCUGAGCAUCUGCCUUCAUCAAAGAGCCAGUUAUGGGACAGAUAUACGGACACAUUGAUACCAAAAAACAAAGAGAAGGAUAGCCAGCGUCAUUUUGAUGAGUACAGGUGCUUGUCACCAAAUUAUGAAGGAAAAAAUGAUUCUAGCAGUUCCACAAGGUCUCCGAGUCCUGGUUUGGAGUCUCAGUCAAUUUUGAGUCAGUUUAGUGGUACAAAUAAAGCAAAUAGGAGAGGGACGAAGCGGAGCCACACUGUUGCCACUGGAGAUCCUGAUUUUGGUCCAGUGACGUCAGCGAACGCUGCAAGAGCUCUUGCAUUUAACAGCCACGCUCCUGUUGAAGAUCAUAAUACAUCUACUCCUGUUGCUAAAGCAACUAAGAACAUGAGCAAAGAUUAUGUUGAGAGUUCGAGGUUGACAAAGACAUUCUGUGACUGUUUCUGCAAAGACUUGAAGCCAUUUCUAAGUGGAAUAGAGGAGACUCUGAAGAGAAUAGAGUCGAAAGUCGAUGCCAUUUCAUGUCCAACUGAAUCGGACGAGGACAUGUAUAGAGUAAAGAGCUAUCGACCUAUUAAGAAGGAGGCAAAACUUGAAGUUUCUUCUCCGGUUAUCUACAAUGGCAUUGACUUGACGGGUAUCUAUGCAAGCAAGACUUCACCACAAAAGUACGCUAGGAAAGUUGUAGGCCAACUUUUCUCAAAGAAAGAAUUAAGUCAUAGCAUAUUCAGGAAAGUUGGCCCAACUUCACGGAAAGAGCUUUCUCCGACUCGGUGUAAUAUUGUUACAAACUGCCUUGAGAAGCUUUACUUCAAGGAGAUGCUGGAGAGGAACGAGAUGGUCAUACGAGAAAGCCUCAGUCAGAAGUGUAGGGAGGCAACAGUAGCCGUCAAGUUGAAAUCUGAGUCAGACGGACUAGCAGGAACAGGACACAGUCUAUACAGUUCAGGGGAGGAUGAUUAGAAGUAGAGACUAGAGAAUUGCUAUACUUAGAACAUUGUUGUGUUGGAGAGUUUGAUGAAGAAUAGA